Messenger RNA from Scophthalmus maximus (turbot), 2745 nucleotides. Its product is annotated as solute carrier family 22 member 4. The transcript is spliced from 10 exons. The record is from RefSeq and is a predicted model, not a curated record. Gene Ontology annotation, molecular function: transmembrane transporter activity. Gene Ontology annotation, biological process: transmembrane transport. Gene Ontology annotation, cellular component: membrane. NCBI's taxonomy places the organism in Eukaryota, Metazoa, Chordata, Actinopteri, Pleuronectiformes, Scophthalmidae. Bases 1 to 1680 code for a protein of 559 amino acids.
AUGGGAAGCUCGGGAACUAGAGACUAUGACAGCAUCACAUCUUUCCUGGGAUCCUGGGGACCUUUUCAGCGGAGGAUCUUUUUUGCGCUGGCUGUCAGCAUCCUCCCAAAUGGUUUUGUCGGCAUCUACAUAGUAUUCGUGGCGGACACGCCGCCGCACGAGUGCUAUAUCCCAGAAAACGACGGCAUCAGUGAGGUGUGGAGAAACGUGACGAUCCCGCUGGAGACCGUUGGUGGCAUCGUGAAGCGCAGCUCCUGCUCAAGGCUCAACCUGGAAAUUGUCAGCAACUACUCUCAAAAUAAGAUCCUCCCAGAUGUGGAUGUGAAUGUGAGUGCAAUUCCUUUGGAAAGUUGCCUGGAUGGGUGGACAUACAGCAAGAAAAUCUACCAGUCGACCAUUGUCACAGAGUGGGACCUGGUUUGUGAGAAUGCAUACAAAGUUCCACUGACCACCUCCAUCCAUUACAUCGGUGCACUGUCGGGAGUAUUCCUCUCAGGUCAGAUGUCUGACAGGUAUGGACGGAAACCGGCAAUAUAUAGCAUGAUGAUUCUUCAAAUUGUGACGAUCGCAGCCCAGAUAUUCUCCCCAAACUGGGAAGUCUUCGCCGUGUUGUAUUUCUUGGCGGGUGCUGGGGGAUUUUCCAACUAUACCAUUGCAUAUGUGCUGGGUACAGAAAUUCUAAGCCCAAAGGCCCGACUAUUCUUUGGCUCCCUCGGGGUUUUCAUGGCCUCCGCUGUGGGGUACAUGGCAAUGCCUGCAGUGGCUUACUUCCUGCGAGAAUGGUGGACACUACUGAUUGCUAUGGCGACCUCUUGCCUAAUCUACAUCCCUCUGUGGUGGUUAAUUCCAGAGUCUCCUCGCUGGCUGCUCAGUCGGGGACAGGUGAAAGAGGCCGAGGCCAUCCUGAGACGCGCUGCCAAAGACAACCACAUGGAGGCGCCAGAGGCCAUUUUUACACAAGCUGAGAUUGAGGAAGCUUUGGCCAUGAAAGAAAAGAAAUACACCUUGUUGGUCCUCCUGAGCAGCUGCAAUAUGUUCUCUAUUGCGUUGCUGUGCUCACUCCUGUGGGUCAUCAUCACCAUCAGUUACUACGCCCUGAUCCUCAACACGUCAAACCUGCAUGGAGACCCCUACUUCAACUGCUUCUUGUCCGGUGUGACUGAGGUGCCAGCUUACAUAAUUGCCCUCUUGCUGCUCCAGCACUGCUCCAGGAAUUUCUGCCAGUCGUCUUCUCUCUUCCUCGGCGGCAUCAUGAUCCUCUGUGUUCACCUCAUUCCAUUAGCCUCACCGGGUGUGGCUGUGUUUCUUGAGAUGCUAGGGAAGUUCGGCAUCACCAGUGCAUUUUGCGUUGUGUACGCCUUCACAUCAGAGCUCUUUCCCACGGUCAUUAGAAAUACGGCGAUGGGCUGUUGCUCUCUUUCUGCUCGGAUCGGAACCAUCAUCUCUCCUUUUAUCAUUUACCUGGGGAAAUUCUACAGCACACUGCCGUACAUAGUGAUGGGAGGUCUCGCCAUCUUUGGUGCCGUCUUGUGUCUCCUGCUGCCGGACACUUUUAGGAAGACUUUACCAGAGACCAUACCACAAAUGCAGCAGAUAUGGAGGAGGAGAGGAAAGAACGCGAGUGAAGCUGAACGUGAAGAAAGCCCAGCUGAACAUCGGAUUAAAGAAUCCAAGUUAUAAUCAGUUGUGACUUUAUUUGUAUUUUGUUUACUUGAUGCUCACAGACUGUAACUAAACUAAAGUGACACAUUUUAAGAUCGUUUUUUUCUCCAAAGCUGCUUGAUUCUAUGUAUUUUGCAUGUAAUGUCUUAUAUUCUUACUAUCUUGGAAACCUACUGGAUUUAUUGUGAGGCAUGCUGUUUGUAUGAAGUUUUGAAAAAUUGAAUAAGCAGACUUUUUCUGUCUUUUAAAUCUAAGACUGAGGGUUUGUUUGUCUCCGUCUUAUUGCAGCAUCGCUUGGAUGCUUUUAGUGAAAAUAGAGCUGGUUCAAAUUGUUCUCUGCUCUAUUACAGUAUAUUCUCUGAAUGAUUGUGCGGAUGCACUACAGAGGUGUCAGCUGUAUCGGUGGGAAGUCCACCGCAGUCAGUCGAGCAUGAAAUCCCUUUUUUGGUUGUGCGUUCGUUUUCUGGGUAAAAUGAGACACAAAGGACUGGAUCCCUUUAAAUACAAUGCAGCAGUUGGUUGGUUUUGAACUGAGUGGGAGUAUGAACUGUGGCGAUGAGACAUUUAGCCUGAAGGGUUGACUGAAGUAAAAGUGAAACUACAGAUUGCACUCAGGAAGUUUACUUCUUUAUUCACUACAUAGGCCUACAGUGAUUGUCGCAUUUCUAGCACGGCUUAUCUUUUCUACUGUAACCUUCAAACGGAUAACUAUGAUGGAAGCAUAUUCUAUAAGGUGAGUUUUUUUCUUUAUUGAUGACUGCAAAUUGUACAUUUUGAAAGACAGCCCAAGACAGAGUUAGCUAUGAUGUUUCAUAAAGAGAUAACCCCAUAAACAACAUUUUGUCUAUGGGCUACACACAUUAUAGAUAUAUAUUUAUAUAUAUUCAUAGUGAUUUUCUAGGGUCAACAACAACAUGGGCCUACCACCCUGUCAUUAAUUUGACGUUCAUCCGGCAGUUAGUUGCACAAUCUGCCCGAUCUGUAUGUGUGUGUGAGAGAGAUAUAUAUUAUGCUGUAAUCACUGCCAGCUCUUAUCUUUAAUAGUGAGGUGUUUUGUAAAAUAAAAGUGAUCGUUCACAUUUA